CCGCAAUGCUUAGUAUACGGUUCAUUGAUAAUAAGGAGUACCAACCUUUGCCCAUUUCGGUUGAACUGGUUGUCUUCCUGGUUGUUAUAUCUAAUUGUUGAUCAGCAAUAAAGUUUGUACAUAAUAUUAUGUAAAAAACGUGAUCGUGUGAAAGUCUAAAAUAGUAUAUAUAAUUUAUAAAUAAGUUAUGUAUUUAUAAUCUCCUCAGGAAAUUUCAAAAUGGAAGAAGAUUCAUCAGUGUACAGGCUUGAAGGUAGUGAUGGUAACGAAGUUGGUGGUUUAGUAAUCACAAAGAAAAAGUCUUCAGAUCACGAAUUCAAAAAACCACAAAUAUCUAUGUUUGGAUUAGACAAAUUAGCUGAAAAAAAACGAAGAGAAAACUCUUUAGAGCCAAGCAAGACAAGAGAUUCUUGCUCGGUCUCUCACAAUGAGAAAAAAAGAAAAUACAGAAAUUAUUCAGAAGAAACUCCUACACAUACUGGAGGUGUUCACAAAAGUGUUAAAGAAAAAUUGGAAGCAAGGUUGGAGCGUCAACGACUAGAUGCAAAAAGGAACAGAAGACACAGAGAUAGAAAUAAUGAUAGAGAUAGAAAUAGGAAUAGAGACAAAGAUUACGAUCAUAGCAGAAGAAGUAAAGAUUGUAAUAGAGAAAGAAAUGGAGAUCAAAGUAGUAGAAGAGACACUACACCACGAUUUAGAUCCGAACCUCAAACUCCAAAAUACAGAAUAAAAGAUUCAACAUCUAAGUCUGCUUGGGAUGAUGAUGAUGAUGAAGAAUACAUUGUUAGAAAAUCAAGUUGGGAUCAUCCUACACCGAAACUUUAUAAUAAUAGAGAUGGAAGAGAUAGUGUCAGAAGCGAAUUUACUCCGUCUUAUAAAUACAAUGUCUGGGCCAAAGAGCGUAAAACUACUGGUGCAACUCCACUUGUAAAAACUGAAGAAGAUAGAGAAUUAUGGGAAUUGGAACAAAAACGGCUUGAUCGCGAAUGGUAUGGGCUUGGUGAUGAAGAAAAUAGACACUUUGGCGAUGUUUCUGAUGAAUAUACAGAGAAGAAAGAACAAGAAUUAGAAGCUAAGAAAAAGAAAAGAGUUUCUGCUCAACAACGUCAAAUAAACAAGGACAAUGAGUUGUGGGAACGGAAUAGGAUGUUAACCUCUGGUGUUGUUAGUUCAUUAGAACAUGAUGACGAUGUGGAUGAUGAAUUGGAAGCAAGAGUUCAUCUUUUGGUUCAAAAUGUUGUUCCUCCAUUCUUAGAUGGACGAAUCGUAUUCACAAAACAACCAGAACCUGUAGUACCUGUGAGAGAUCCCAAUUCCCCUAUGGCUUUAGUAGCAAGAAAAGGAUCUGCAUUGGUACGAUCUUAUAGAGAACAAAAAGAGCAUAGGCGCGCGCAAAAGAAGCAUUGGGAGUUAGCUGGGACCAAACUAGGAAAUAUAAUGGGUGUUCAUGAUUCUCGCAAAGAUGAUAAAGAAAAACCAGGACAAGAAACUGAUUACAAAUCUGGACAAAAGUAUGCCAAUCAUAUUGAAAAAAGAAGCGAAGAAAAAUACCAAAAAAUACAAGAACAACGUCGACGUCUGCCUGUAUUUGCUGUAAGGCAGGAACUUUUAAAUGUUAUCAGGGAAAACAGUGUAGUUAUUAUUGUUGGUGAAACUGGCAGUGGUAAAACUACUCAACUAACACAAUAUCUUUGUGAAGAUGGCUACAGUAUAAAUGGAAUGAUUGGUUGUACUCAGCCCAGAAGGCUAGCAGCAGUGAGUGUUGCUAAAAGAGUUUCAGAUGAAAUGGAUUCCAAUCUAGGGGAUAAAGUUGGAUAUGCUAUUCGAUUUGAAGACUGUACCUCAAAAGAUACAAUCAUCAAAUACAUGACUGACGGUAUAUUAUUAAGAGAAAGUUUGCGAGAAGGAGAUUUGGAUCGUUACAGUGUAAUAAUUAUGGACGAAGCUCACGAACGUUCUUUGUCAACAGAUGUAUUAUUUGGAUUGCUCAGAGAGGUUGUUUCAAGACGUCAUGAUUUGAAACUCAUUGUUACUUCUGCUACCAUGGAUUCUAGUAAAUUUUCCACAUUUUUCGGAAACGCAGCAACUUUUCAGAUUCCCGGACGUACCUUUCCCGUCGAGACAAUUUUUAAUAAGAAUGCCGUGGAAGAUUAUGUAGAGGCUGCCGUAAAACAAGCCAUGACCAUUCACUUGCAACACUCUCACGGUGAUAUUUUGGUAUUCAUGCCUGGUCAAGAAGAUAUUGAAGUCACUUGCGAAGUAUUGAAAGAACGUCUCAAUGAGAUCGAAGGUGCUGCGCCGCUUUCAAUUCUUCCUAUUUACUCACAACUACCGUCCGAUCUUCAAGCGAAAAUCUUUCAGCAAGCGGAAAAGGAGUUAAGAAAGUGUGUCGUCGCUACAAAUAUCGCUGAGACGUCUCUGACAGUCGACGGUAUCGUUUUUGUUAUUGAUUCUGGAUACUGCAAGCUCAAAGUUUACAAUCCAAGAAUUGGUAUGGAUGCGUUGCAAAUUUAUCCAGUAUCACAAGCUAAUGCUAAUCAGCGAAGUGGUCGUGCUGGUAGAACUGGACCUGGAAGAUGUUUCCGCCUGUAUACAGAACGGCAAUAUUUGGAUGAAUUACUUGCAACUGGUGUACCUGAAAUUCAGAGAACAAAUUUAGCGAACACUGUCCUUCUGCUCAAGUCAUUAGGAGUACAAGAUUUGCUUGCUUUCCAUUUUAUGGAUCCACCACCUCAGGACAAUAUCCUUAAUUCACUUUAUCAAUUAUGGAUUCUCGGAGCUCUCGAUAAUACAGGAAGACUAACGACGUUGGGCCGGCAAAUGGCUGAAUUUCCACUAGAUCCACCGCAGUGUCAGAUGCUCAUUACAGCCGACAAACUUGGAUGUACGGCUGAGAUUCUUAUCAUUGUAUCUAUGCUUUCUGUACCAUCGAUAUUCUAUAGGCCCAAAGGACGAGAAGAGGACUCUGAUUCUGCUAGAGAAAAAUUUCAAGUACCCGAGUCGGAUCACUUGACAUUUCUCAAUGUGUAUAAUCAGUGGAAGGUUAAUGGUUAUUCGAUGUCCUGGUGCAAUGAUCAUUUCAUCCAUGGCAAAGCAAUGCGAAAAGUAAGAGAAGUAAGAUCACAACUCGAGGAAAUUUUAAAACAGCAGAAAAUGGAAGUUACAAGUUGCGGAACCGAAUGGGAUAUUGUACGAAAAUGUAUUUGCUCAGCUUAUUUCCAUCAAGCAGCAAGGCUGAAAGGUAUUGGAGAAUAUGUUAACUGUCGUACAGGAAUGCCCUGUCAUUUGCAUCCUACGUCUGCUUUGUUCGGAAUGGGUUUCACACCAGACUAUGUAGUUUAUCACGAACUUGUAAUGACUUCCAAAGAGUACAUGCAGUGUGUGACUGCCGUGGAUGGUUACUGGCUGGCUGAAUUGGGACCGAUGUUCUUUAGUGUGAAGGAAACGGGUAAAAGUGCCAAAGCUAAACGGCAAACGCUUCGCCAUUUGAAUGAGAUGGAGAGUCAAAUGAAGGAGGCAGAAGCGGAAAUGAAAGCAAGAGCGAAAGAACAGCUUGAUAAAGAACAAGCAUCUGUCAAAAAACAAGAAAUUUCAACACCUGGAAUGAAGGAACCAGGUACUCCCGCAUCGUAUCGACGUACUCCUAAACGGUUAGGGUUGUAAAUAUUUUUUUCAAAUAAAGUGAUAAAGAUAAAUUGUAAAUAAUUUCCUGAAAAUAAACUUAA
Molecule: messenger RNA, 3725 nt
Organism: Phymastichus coffea
Lineage: Eukaryota; Metazoa; Arthropoda; Insecta; Hymenoptera; Eulophidae
Product: pre-mRNA-splicing factor ATP-dependent RNA helicase PRP16
Exons: 15
Coding region: 220-3663 (1147 amino acids)
Biological process (GO): mRNA splicing, via spliceosome
Cellular component (GO): intracellular anatomical structure; spliceosomal complex
Molecular function (GO): RNA binding; ATP binding
Source: RefSeq, a predicted model, not a curated record